Molecule: messenger RNA, 1259 nt
Organism: Piliocolobus tephrosceles (Ugandan red Colobus)
Lineage: Eukaryota; Metazoa; Chordata; Mammalia; Primates; Cercopithecidae
Product: emerin
Cellular component (GO): nuclear envelope
Source: RefSeq, a predicted model, not a curated record
UGUGACGCGAGCGCGGCCGCUCCCGAUGCGCUCGUGCCGCCCCCGCCGUGCUCCUAGGCAGCCGCUGUUCGGCCGGUUUUGGUAGGCCCGGGCCGCCGCCAGGCCUCCGCCCGAGCCCGCACCCGCCAUGGACGACUACGCAGAUCUUUCUAAUACCGAGCUGACCGCCUUGCUGCGCCGGUACAACAUCCCGCACGGGCCUGUAGUAGGAUCAACUCGUAGACUUUACGAGCAGAAGAUAUUCGAGUACGAGACCCAGAGACGGCGGCUCUCGCCCCCCGGCUCAUCCGCUGCCUCCUCUUAUCGCUUCUCUGACUUGGAUUCGACGUCAGGGGAUUCAGAUAUGUAUGAUCUUCCCAAGAAAGAGGACGCCUUACUCUACCAGAGCAAGGGCUACAAUGACGACUACUAUGGGAGCUACUUCACUACCAGGACUUAUGGGGAGCCCGAGUCUGCGGGCCCGUCCAGGGGCUUCCGCCAGUCUGUGACUUUACUCCCAGAUGCUGACACGUUCCACCACCAGGUACGUGAUGAUGAUCUUUUGUCGUCUUCUGAAGAGGAGUGCAAGGAUAGGGAACGCCCCAUGUAUGGCCGGGACAGUGCCUACCAGAGCAUUGCGCACUACCGCCCUGUUUCAGCCUCCAGCAGCUCCCUGGACCUGUCCUAUUAUCCUACUUCGUCCUCCACCUCUUCUAUGUCCUCCUCAUCAUCUUCCUCUUCAUGGCUCACCCGCCGUGCCAUCCGGCCUGAAAACUAUGCUCCUGGGGCUGGGCUGGGCCAGGAUCACCAGGUCCCGCUCUGGGGCCAGCUGCUGCUUUUCCUGGCCUUUGUGAUCGUCCUCUUCUUCAUUUACUACUUCAUGCAGGCUGAGGAAGUCAGCCCUUUCCAGAGGGAGCUGUGAGGGUCUGGGCUUCAGAGCCAGGUCUUCUGGGGAGGUCCUGGCUGACUGCCUUAGCAGAGGUGGUGGGGGUGGGGGCGGGGGCGGGGGCAGGGGCAGGGGCUUUUAUGUGUUCUUGCUUGAGGGGCGCUGGGCCUAGCCCAGAGUAGGCUCCAUGGGAGCCUGAGUGUGUUUUCCUCGGCAGCCUCCUGGCCCUGCUUGCCUGUAACCCUUAGGGUCCAGGAGGGCAAGACCUCGCUCAGAGGAGAACAUGGUUCUUGUUGUCAUGCAUGCCUCCUUUUUGUCAUCUUGUUGGGGGCGGUUAACCAAAGGCCACCCUUUGUUUUCGUGGACACACAAUAAAAACCCCAUUUAUUUUUAA